Molecule: messenger RNA, 1518 nt
Organism: Phaethon lepturus (White-tailed tropicbird)
Lineage: Eukaryota; Metazoa; Chordata; Aves; Phaethontiformes; Phaethontidae
Product: heat shock factor protein 3-like
Exons: 12
Coding region: 100-1518 (472 amino acids)
Biological process (GO): regulation of DNA-templated transcription
Molecular function (GO): DNA-binding transcription factor activity; sequence-specific DNA binding
Source: RefSeq, a predicted model, not a curated record
GAGAACUUCUGUAUUCUGGAUGAGCAGAGGUUUGCCAAGGAGCUACUCCCCAAGUACUUCAAACACAACAAUAUCUCCAGCUUCAUACGACAGCUUAACAUGUAUGGUUUCAGGAAGGUGAUUGCUCUGGAGAACGGUAUGAUUACAGCAGAGAAAAGCUCCGUCAUUGAGUUCCAGCACCCUUUCUUCAAACAAGGGAAGGCACAUUUGCUGGAAAACAUCAAGCGCAAGGUAUCUGCAGUAAGAACUGAGGAUCUCAAGGUCUGUACGGAGGAUCUGCACAAAGUACUCUCCGAAGUCCAGGAAAUGAGAGAGCAGCAGAACAACAUGGAUAUCAGACUAGCUAACAUGAAGAGAGAAAAUAAGGCCCUGUGGAAAGAAGUGGCAGUUCUAAGGCAGAAGCACAGUCAACAACAGAAGCUGCUGUCUAAGAUUCUUCAAUUUAUACUAAGUUUGAUGCGAGGAAAUUAUAUUGUUGGGGUCAAAAGGAAAAGGUCUCUAACAGAUGCUGCAGGUGCUUCACCUUCCAAAUACAGUCGUCAGUAUGUUCGCAUACCUGUGGAGAGUGUGGCUUUUUCUGAACAUAAUGCAGAUGAUGAGGAUGGCAAUGGUACAGGUCUCAUCAUUCGAGAUAUCACUGAUACCCUGGAAAAUGCCACCGAUGGUCUCCUUGCUGUGGCACACACAAGUGGCAGAGCCGGAGAGACACAGGCAGCUCUGGAUCCUGGCUUACCUAUUUGUCAAGUAUCACAGCCAAAUGAGUUAAACUGUGCAGAACCUAUCCCACCAGUUCAUAUAAAUGAUGCCAACAAAUCUAGUGAAAUAGAAAAUGUUGCUGUGGAACUUCAUACUGCACAACCUAGUGCUCCAGAAGACCCUGUGUCAGUGAUUGACUCCAUCUUGAAUGAGAACAACACUGGAAACCAAAAUGAUCCUUUACUGGACAGAGAGGAAAUUCAGGAUUUUCUUAAUUGCAUUGAUGCCAGCCUUGAAGAGCUUCAAGCAAUGUUAUCUGGGAAGCAGUAUAACUUUGGUUCUGAAGCUUUCAGCGAUACAUUUAACCCUGAGCUGCCAGCCUUGGAUAUGAGCUUGAUGGAAACUUCCCCUGGUAUGGAAAAUAUUGCAAGCUUGGCAGAGAGCACUGAAGAUCUGGGAGCAAGUGAGAGAGAAACAGCGGGAAGCAAAGAUAUGCAGCUGAUACAGUACAGAGCCAAUCCUCUGCUUUCAUUAUUUGAAGAAUUACCUUCAAGUGAAGCUGCAGGGAAGAUAGAGGAUCCGAAAGACCUUUUGUUGCCCCCACUGGAGGAGAAACCUGCUCUUCAUCCUCCCUCAGGCAGUGAAACUGUCUUGCCUCUAGCAGCUCCAGCAAACCAGGCUGAGCCUCUGGAUGCUCUGGGAAUGGGUGAUCCACCUCUCCUCUCAGAAGAUGGGAAUGGAGAGUAUAAACUGUUUCCACUCUUGCUCCUCAGUCCUGUUGCUAACUUCAUAGAAGAGGCCUCUGAGAUAGAAACUUCCUGA